This is a messenger RNA of Agelaius phoeniceus (red-winged blackbird), 1006 nucleotides long. RefSeq names its product cyclin dependent kinase 5 (gene CDK5). Gene Ontology annotation, cellular component: cytoplasm; nucleus. NCBI's taxonomy places the organism in Eukaryota, Metazoa, Chordata, Aves, Passeriformes, Icteridae. Gene Ontology annotation, molecular function: cyclin-dependent protein serine/threonine kinase activity; ATP binding. The record is from RefSeq and is a predicted model, not a curated record. Gene Ontology annotation, biological process: synaptic vesicle transport; axonogenesis; protein phosphorylation.
CGGGGCCGGUACCGGGGCCGGGCCGGGCCGGGACCGAUCGCGGCGCGAUGCAGAAAUACGAGAAGCUGGAGAAGAUCGGCGAAGGCACCUACGGGACCGUGUUCAAGGCCAAGAACCGGGAGACGCACGAGAUCGUGGCGCUGAAGCGGGUGCGGCUGGACGACGAUGAUGAGGGGGUGCCCAGCUCGGCGCUGCGGGAGAUCUGCCUGCUCAAGGAGCUCAAGCACAAGAACAUUGUCAGGCUCCACGACGUUCUGCACAGCGACAAGAAGCUGACCCUGGUCUUUGAGUUUUGUGACCAGGACCUGAAGAAAUACUUUGACAGCUGUAACGGGGAUCUGGACCCUGAGAUCGUCAAGUCCUUCAUGUACCAGCUGCUGAAGGGGCUCGCCUUCUGCCACAGCCGCAACGUGCUGCACCGCGACCUGAAACCGCAGAACCUGCUCAUCAACCGGAACGGGGAGCUCAAGCUGGCGGAUUUCGGGCUGGCUCGGGCCUUCGGCAUCCCUGUGCGCUGCUACUCGGCCGAGGUGGUCACUCUGUGGUACCGGCCCCCGGACGUUCUCUUUGGGGCCAAGCUCUACUCCACCUCCAUCGACAUGUGGUCAGCUGGGUGCAUCUUUGCGGAGCUGGCCAACGCCGGGCGGCCCCUCUUCCCGGGCAACGACGUGGACGACCAGCUGAAGAGGAUCUUCAGGCUGCUGGGGACCCCCACGGAGGAGCAGUGGCCGGCCAUGGCCAAGCUGCCGGACUACAAGCCCUACCCCAUGUACCCAGCUACCACCUCCCUGGUCAACGUGGUGCCCAAGCUGAACGCCACUGGCCGGGACCUGCUGCAGAACCUGCUCAAGUGCAAUCCGGUGCAGCGCAUCUCAGCGGAGGAGGCCCUGCAGCACCCCUACUUCACCGACUUCUGCCCCCCCUAGGGCCCCCCGAGGCCCCAGACCCCCUGAGGGGGUGCCAGCCCGUGCCAGCCCCCCUGACUGCAGCCCCCCCAGUAUUUAUU